Homalodisca vitripennis (glassy-winged sharpshooter) is the source of this 2271-nucleotide messenger RNA. RefSeq lists its product as uncharacterized. The record is from RefSeq and is a predicted model, not a curated record. Bases 385 to 1842 code for a protein of 485 amino acids. The transcript is spliced from 2 exons. Lineage: Eukaryota; Metazoa; Arthropoda; Insecta; Hemiptera; Cicadellidae.
CAGAACACCUCGUUAGCCGCAAACUAUCCUCUCAUGGCAGAGAAUUCAAUAUUCCAUCCUUAAACCCAGAACAAUAUAAAUGUAUAUCCAUUAAGUACAAUUUUACUAUCGUACAGAGCAACCAAAUUAAUUUUCGAUUAUCCAUGCUGAAUAAAUAUAAUAUGGCAUCUUAAUUGCAGUAUACUACUUACAAAACUAUAUAUCGGCUGGUAUACAGGAUUUUUUGUCAAUACGGAGAAGAUGAGAGUAUUCCAGUAUCACUGCAGCCAACAGCGGUACUGAAUUGACAGACCGGUGAAAUACUAUCGUAACGCCGUAUCUUAAUGGUUCAUUAGUGGUUAACUAAGUGAUAGCAAGUGUUAUUUGCGACGCUCUGGGAAUGAUAUGAGAUAUAGAAUUGUUAUUUGGAAAACCAUAAAAGCCAAUAUGAAAAGUUGUUUAGUGCUUUUAGUUAUUCACAACACAAUAUAUGGAUCUCUUAAUGGAAUAAAGGUAGAUGCUCUUAUAAAUAAAAUAAAUCAAGUGAAGAACCCGAAUAAAAAUUCAAAGUUUGAGGACGUUAUAAAGUCUGCAGUUUUUAUAGACAACACGUUUUUAAUCAAAGACUUACUCGUUACAAAUGGUUCUGUAAAGCUAAUAACGGCACCUAGGAUGUUUGGAAAAUCAACAAAUUUGGACAUGGUUAAACGAUUUUUGGAAAUAACAGUGGACGAAAGUGGGGACCGAUUAGAGAUCUCGGACACUGCGAACUACAAUCUGUUCAAAACAAAUGGAUUAAACAUAUGUAAAGAUAAAACAUUUUUCAAGGAACAUUUUGGAAACUAUCCAGUUAUCUAUAUUGACUACAAUCCACUUAGAGCAGUCAGUAGUUUUAUAGAGUUGCUAAAAAGACUUAGAACGGUAAUAAGUCAGACAUUUUCUUACCAUACUUAUCUAACUGAAAAUAAGAAGUUAUGGAUGGACGAAGAGGAAAUUACUCAUUUCCAAAACCAUAUAACGCAAGGCGAAAAUCGUACUUUGGAUAAAUUCGACAUAUCUUUCAGUUUUCAAUAUUUAGCACUCCUUUUAAAAAAGCAUUUCAGGAAAAAAGUUUUCGUUUUAAUCGACAAUAGUGACGCGUUUGUGUACAAUAUGAUUUUUAAAGAGUCUCCAGACAUGGAAGCAAUAUGCAGCUUCAUGGAAGAAACUGAUGGAGCCCUUUUGACAGCCGAGAACCUCGUAAGUGGAGGACUUCUGACUGGAGUGUUACGUGUGUUCAGGGGAUCCUGGGGUAUCAACGUCUGGACCGCCCAGUACUUACAGGAGGUCGAGUUCAGCAAAUACUAUGGACUCACGGAACCGGAUCUCAUACAAACAUUAAAUAAACUAUUCCUUGACAAGAAGAAGCGAGUAGAAGUGAAAUCUUACUUAGAUGAGAAUUACGGUGGAUACCGGCUUUACACGGACGGUUCGGACUAUGUAAACAUGUACAGUAUUUCGUCUGUGGUGAGAUAUUUGACAAAUGGGUCUAACGUAGGGAACUACUUGUGUUAUCCAGAGUAUCUGGACGGGUGGAAAUCAUUGUUAAGAAUCAAAGAUGUUUAUGAAGCUGUUACUGAUCUCCUAGCAGGUAGAGAAGUAGUUGUUGACCUUUACGAAGCAUUUUAUAAAGAACACUUUUUGGCCAUACACAAUAUGAUAAAGCACAAGAAACUAUUAUCGCAGUAUGGAGUUGAGUGGUUCCUCAGAUAUCUUAACCGUUUUGGGUAUUUGACACCUAGUGAAGAAAACGAGAGUGGUACAAAUGGUACAUUUAAAUUACCAAACCAAGAAACUAGGCAAUAUUUGCUCAAUUUGUUGUAAUGUGAUCUGAAAAGCAUUUAAUCUGUAAGUCUAUGUAUUUGUUUGAUUGAUGAAAAUGAAUCAUAUUAGUGGCGUACUAAAAAUAAUUUUUUUUAAUCUGAGUAACACAAAUAUCUUGUUUUGCAGAUUUAUUGAUAAUCUAGUAAUAUGACAACGAACUAUUAAAUACUUUCGAAGGCAAUCUAAAUAAAAUGUUAUUCCUUUUAAUAAGUUAAACUUAAGUAAGUAUUAAAUAAUGAGUAGUAAGUAUUCAUAAGUGUUAACCUAAAAUGUAUUAUAAAGUUCUGUAACAUUUUUGUACUUCCAAUUUUUUAUAUAUCAGGUUACAAAAAGCUAAAAUUAAUAUGAAUUAAAAUAACGCAAUGACAUACGUUAGUGAAAUUGAGUUGUUUAUAAUAUAAAACUAGGAAUAACCUACUGAUGGUGCUG